This is a messenger RNA of Onychomys torridus (southern grasshopper mouse), 979 nucleotides long. It is a transcript of the gene Art1, whose product is annotated as ADP-ribosyltransferase 1. The transcript has 4 exons. The record is from RefSeq and is a predicted model, not a curated record. The coding region runs from base 5 to 979 and encodes 324 amino acids. Lineage: Eukaryota; Metazoa; Chordata; Mammalia; Rodentia; Cricetidae. Gene Ontology annotation, molecular function: NAD+ poly-ADP-ribosyltransferase activity; NAD+-protein-arginine ADP-ribosyltransferase activity.
CAACAUGAAGAUUCCAGCCAUGAUGUCUCUCCUACUGGUGUCUGUGGGCCUCAGGGAUGGACUUCAGGUUCAAAGUCACUCCAUCACACAACUAGACAUCUUUUCUCAAGAAACACCCCUGGACAUGGCCCCAGCGUCCUUUGAUGACCAGUAUGCUGGCUGUGCUUCAGACAUGGCAGCGGCUCUGCCAGAUCUCAACCACUCGGAGUUCCAGGCCAACAAAGUGUACGCGGAUGGUUGGACUCUGGCCAACACCCAAUGGCAGGAGCGCAUGGCCUGGGGCUCAACGUGGGGCCUCAGCUCAACCCCCUUGCCCCCACCACCCCCGGGUUUCCGAGAUGAGCACGGGGUGGCGCUCCUGGCCUACACUGCCAACAGCCCCCUGCACAAGGAGUUCAACGCGGCGGUGCGCGAGGCGGGCCGCUCCCGGGCACACUACCUCCACCGCUUCUCCUUCAAGACCCUCCACUUCCUGCUCACCGAGGCCCUGCAGCUGCUCGGGAGCCAGCGAUCUCGCGGGUGCCGGCAGGUGUACAGGGGGGUGCACGGCCUGCGCUUCCGGCCAGCGGGGCCCGGCGCCACCGUUCGGCUGGGAGGCUUUGCUUCCGCGUCCCUCAAGAACGUUGCCGCCCAGCAAUUUGGCGAGGACACCUUCUUUGGUAUCUGGACCUGCCUCGGAGCCCCGAUCAAGGGUUACUCCUUUUUCCCUGGAGAGGAGGAGGUGCUGAUCCCCCCUUUUGAGACUUUCCAGGUGGUCAAUACCAGCCGACCUGCCCAGGGUCCCGCACGCAUCUAUCUCCGCGCUCUGGGCAAACGUAGCACAUACAACUGUGAAUACAUCAAAGAAAAGAAGUGCGGAUCUGGGCCCUGCCGGUUGGAUAGCUCAGCCCCAGGCUCCAUCUCCACCUCCUGUUCGAGCCUGCUGCUGCUCUGGUUCCUUGUGCUGAGGGCCCUUCCAGAGAAUGCGGGCCUCCUGUGA